Ustilago hordei is the source of this 1554-nucleotide messenger RNA. RefSeq lists its product as uncharacterized. The transcript has a single exon. Bases 1 to 1554 code for a protein of 517 amino acids. The record is from RefSeq and is a predicted model, not a curated record. Gene Ontology annotation, molecular function: monooxygenase activity; oxidoreductase activity, acting on paired donors, with incorporation or reduction of molecular oxygen. NCBI's taxonomy places the organism in Eukaryota, Fungi, Basidiomycota, Ustilaginomycetes, Ustilaginales, Ustilaginaceae.
AUGUCGCCCCCAACAGCAUCCAGCGAAGCCACCAACGGCGUUGACCAGCUUAACCCCAACGGCAUUGACAAUGGCGCCUCCUCUCAGAGACGUAUCAUCCUCUACGCUUUCAUGAUGGGCUGUUCUGGGCACCAAUCUCCCGGACUCUGGACUCACCCAGCCGAUCGUUCUCGCCACCACAAUAAGCUUUCCUACUGGAUCGACCAUGCCAAGCUCCUCGAAUCUGGCCAUUUUGACGGUCUUUUCCUCGCUGAUGUGCUUGGUGGAUACGACGUUUAUGCAGGCAAUCUUGACGCAGCUCUCUCUUCAGGUGCUCAAUUGCCUGUCAUCGAUCCACUCCUGCUCAUCUCUGCUAUGGCUGCUGCAACAAGCAAUCUGUCCUUCGGUAUUACUGCCACCACCUCCUACGUUCACCCCUACGAGCUAGCACGUCGGUUUUCCACCCUGGACCACCUAACCAAUGGACGUGUCGGGUGGAACGUUGUCACUGGCUACCUUGACUCGGCAGCACGUCAAUUCGGUGCUAAGAACCAAGACCUGCAUGCAAAGCGCUACGAAGUUGCAGACGAGUACAUGGAUGUAGUCUACAAGCUUUGGGAGAGUUCUUGGGCCGACGAUGCAGUCGUUCAUGACGCCAGCAAGCUAAUCUACACUCGCCCUGAGCGUGUGCGUCAAAUCAACCACAAGGGCAAAUAUUUCGAAUCUGUACCCGGUCCACACAUCUGUGAGCCUUCUCCGCAGCGAUCUCCAGUCAUCUAUCAAGCUGGAUCUUCCGGUCCCGGAAUGGCUUUUGCCGCCAAACAUGCCGAAGUGAUCUUCAUCGCAGCUCACAAGCCCGAUGUAGCCAAAAAGCGCGUUGAUGCUGUUCGUUCAGGCGCUGCUGAAGCAGGUCGUGAUCCGGCCUCUCUCAAAGUUCUCGCCCUACUCUGCCCUAUCAUUGGCAAGACAGACGAAGAAGCACAGCAGAAGUACAAAGAGCAUCUCGAGCACGGAUCUGACGAGGGUGCGCUAGCCCUCUUCGGUGGUUGGACCGGCAUUGAUCUCUCCAUCUAUGGUCAAGAUGAAGAACUCCGCACAACGGAAAGCAACGCUAUCAAAUCAGCCGUUGAGAACUUCGCUACCCAAGACCCUAACGUUCCCAAUUGGAACAAAGCAGCAGUGGCAAACAAGAUCAAACUUGGCGGUCUUGGUCCCACCAUUGUCGGCUCUCCCUCUUCAAUUGCGGAUCAGCUGCAGGAAUGGUGGGAGAAGAGUGGUGUGGAUGGUUUCAACUUGGCUUACACGCUUGCUCCGGGUACGUUCCAGGACUUUGUCGACUUGGUGGUUCCGAUUUUGAAGGAGAGAGGUGUUGUUUGGGCGGAUUAUCCUCAGGUACAGCAGCCUGAGAAGGCACAGGUUAAGGACGGUCCCAAGCAUGGAUUCGGUCUCAGUGAGAAGAUCGGGAUUACAUCGAGAGAGAAGCUCUACGGUGUUGGACAGAAGACAUUCAGGAAAGAUCACUAUGCGAGCAAGUUCACUUGGAAGGCUGGCGAGGAGGCUCCCAAGCUCGACUAG